Molecule: messenger RNA, 1183 nt
Organism: Anopheles maculipalpis
Lineage: Eukaryota; Metazoa; Arthropoda; Insecta; Diptera; Culicidae
Product: lysosomal acid phosphatase
Exons: 3
Coding region: 1-1179 (392 amino acids)
Biological process (GO): dephosphorylation
Molecular function (GO): phosphatase activity
Source: RefSeq, a predicted model, not a curated record
AUGGGUUCCGAUUGUAUGCAGCCUGGCAAGCGUGGCCUUACGGUAUCGGUCGUAGUGCUUGGUGGCGCAUGCUUAACCGUAAUGUUAGCCUAUCUGGCCUUCGGUGACAGUACGGAUGAGUCGGGCCUGCGAACGCUUCGUAUGGUGAGCAUCAUUUUCCGCCACGGUGACCGUUCACCGACCGAUUUCUACCCGAACGAUCCGCACCGGAAUCAUCACUGGACGGGUGGUUUAGGCGCACUAUCUGAGAAAGGAUCGCAGCAGAUGUACCAGUUGGGAAAGUUGCUUCGACCACGGUAUUAUCGUCUGCUUCCCCCGAACGGUUUAUACUCCAAGGAACACAUGACCAUAGUAAGCAGCUAUGCAGAGCGAUGUAUAAUGAGCGCGCAGAGCUUUAUAGCCGGUUUUCUUCCACCGCUGGAAAACACCAAUCCAUUACCGAUACCAUGGCAACCAGCCGCUGUUAAUGUGUUACCACGCGAUCGAGACACGAUUUUAGCUCAAAAGCAACCCUGUCCAAGGUAUGACCAAUCGAAACAACGCUUACUAGCUUAUCCGCCCAAGGAUGUUAGGGAACUGUACGAAAAGAAUGCGGCACUCUUUCGUACGUUAAGCCAAGGGACGGGCCAAAAUAUAAGCACCAUUCUCGAUGUGGAGCUGCUGUACAACACGCUCGAGAUUGAAAAGGCGGCUGGUCUGGAGUUGCCCGACUGGACGGAAGGCAUUUUCCCGCAAAAAAUGUUACCGAUUGCCGAGCGUAGUCUGGCGCUGAUCACCGAGUUACCGUUGAUGAAGAAAAUUAAAGGCGGUGCGAUCGUGGCCGAACUGCUGGACAAUGCAAUUCGGCGACGUUCCGGUAUACUGAUACCGGAACGUAACAUUUUCAUCUAUUCCGGUCAUGACGUAACGCUGGUAAACUUUAUGCGAGCGCUGAAUGUAAUCGAACAGACCACUGGCAAGCCGGACUUUUCCGCUGCGAUCGUGUUCGAGCUGCACCACAGCAUUACCUUUGAUGAUGAUUUUGAGGUGAAGUUGGUGUACUUUUUCAACAGCGACGACAAGUAUCCGAAGGAGAUCGAAAUACCGAACUGUGAAAGUCCUUGUUCGUUGACCAAGUUUGAGCAAGUGAUGGACACGGUGAGGUUGAGAAAUUACGACGAAACGUGUCAGUUAGUGUGAAAAG